ACUGCCAGUGCGACAUCAGAGAGCCCGCAGUGUAUCUCUUUACAUGUGGGCGAAACUAACUGCGCACGGCUAACAGCUUUUAGGACACUGUCAGGUUUCCAGUGGGCCUCAUUUUAUGAAAACAAUCCUGAAUGUCAGUUUAAAUCGGAUGUUACAAACAGGAGCCCAUUGGUAGCUCAAAUGAGUGUAAGGCUAAUCCAGAAACUAUGACAUCACAAAUGUCACCUGAGUCUAUCAAGACAAUGUCUUGUUUUAUUACUCACCAAACCUUCUCCUGCUCAUCUGUUGGAAACUAAUGGAUUCUACGAAUCAUGAAUUUUCCCUGAGAGGCAUGAAGAGUUUUGAACAAAGCACCUUUGACUAUCAGACAAGUCGUCUUUCCCCUGCCAGGUCCAUUAGCAGCUUUGACCAGUUUACCCAUUGCCAUGGAAAAGGCGACUCUGCCUACAGUUCCUUCUCUGGUUGCUCAAAUGCACCAGACUGCUACUCUUGUCCCGAGGAAAUCUACACCCACAAUCUCCAAUAUGCCGACCUGAAAUAUGUGAGAGCUGUAUACAACCCAAAACUUUCUGUUUCUGACCCAAGAUCCAUGGAAUCUUUCAGCCAGACCGGCAAGGAUUCCCCUCCAACACCGCCUACCCGUCACCAAAGCUUUGUAACAACCAGAGUCUUGGAAAAGCCUAGAUUUUCAUUUAAUGUUGAUGAGCAAGAGAGAACAGAGAUCAGUGGUUCAGUUGGUCCCCACCUGGUGCCCCGCACUGACCAAAGCUACACUGGAUCUCCUCCUUCAUAUAGGUAUGAGGACCCAGUCGAUGUGUCUGAAAUGCACAGCCAACCUCAGUCUGCUCAUGUGAAUGCCUCCUCCAGUAACAUCCAAAAUAAAUGCCAGUAUUACUAUGUGACAGGGGUGUGCAUGCCUUCAGAGAUGGCUACAGAGCAUGUCAAACCUCAUCACGAAGAGGCCCCCUGCAGUUCUGAAAGACAUAGACCAGCACUGAAACCAUGGAGCAGCCAAAUUGAAGACACCGAAUGUGACAUGAGAGAGACUGACUUGGCACGUCAUAAAUCUCACAAUAGUGCUCAUCGUAUCUUCUACUGUGGACCAGAGGAAAGUUCCCAGGCCUUAGAACACAGCCGGCAGAGCAAGGAAGCUGUGCACAUUCCAAGCGAACCAGGCCCGGGAAAUAAGAUAAAGAAACAGCCUUUGGGUGAUGUAGCCAGUGAAAAGAUAAACAAAGAAACGACUCCACUACUUUACCACCUCACCGGGGAGCAACGUGCAUCAUUCCUAUAUUGGACCAGGAAUGAAAAUGAGCCAGGGGACCAAAAAACAAGACGGACCAGGUCAGCUUCACUGAAGCAGCAGCUGUCAAGGGAAGCUCCAGCUAAAGAGACUGUGUCCUCAGUGCUUAAGUGGAGCUGUGCUGAUGACAUAGAGGAGGAAAACAUGAACCAGGAAGAAACAAUGUACAGCUCAGGUUCCUCAGUGGAUGAAUCCUAUAAAAAGUAUUACAGGGAGAAGAUCAAGCUUGCACAAACUAAGGUUUUGAGGGAAACAUCAUUCAAGAGGAAAGACCUGCAGCUCAGCUGGCCUCACAGACUGAAACCAAAAGUAAUUGAGAGGCCUUCUGUCUUGCAUUUUGAACCUCCGGCAUUCACAGGGGAAGCAGAGGCAAAGACAAAAAAAGAACCCAGAAAAGUCCAUGCAGCUCAGACACGUUUAGGAAUGCGAAAGAGACUCAGACCAGAGCAAAAGAAGAUGUACCAUUCAGAGCCAGAGAAGCUCAAUCGUUUGGAAGAGUCAAGACAGGGCUCCUUGGGAAGUGAGGAAGAGGACUCCAAUAUAGACCAUAGGGAACUGGGCCUGGUAGCCAUCCGAAAAAAAAUGUUUGAAAGGGGACGAGCCUCAUCAACUUCAAGUCUGUCAAAGAAUGAGUUGAAGCAGAUGCAACACAGUGCAUUGGUGGAGUAUAUGGAGCGCAAGACAGGACACAAACCUUCCGAAGCACAUCAGCACAGACCAUUGACACCUGGGGGGCACCAAGAUAGAGGACUAAAGGUAGUGACAAGACCAUUUUCUGCUGGCCGAGUUCUGGACUUGUCUCCUGGUUCUGGCAAACACACACGCUCACCCAGCUCUGCAUCCAUCGAGGACCAAGGACAAGAACAGCAACUGCAGGCUGUGUCACAGAGCUGUGUCAAAUCUGUCUCGGCAGAGUUCCUGCUGGAUGAGAAGGAGCAGUUCGAUUGCAUACGGGCCCGCUCAAAUUCAUCUCCCUUCCCAGUCCAGACUGGCCGUAAGCUACAAAGUUUACCUGGUGCACUUGGCAACAGGAACUCAAGCUCUCGAAGUAACAAUCAGGCCAUCCCCAUUCAAUUAGAAGUCAUUGGUUCUGCUGGCGAGGAUGCUCCUCAAAUCAUAAAACCCAGAGGAAAGUCAAUGGAAGAGCUUGGGACCGUAGAACUGUUAGGCCGUGCAGUUCUCAGUAGAAGCACAGAGGAUCUUUGUGAAUUGAAGAAAAGGAGUAUUCCAGCAGGACCUUUGGAAACUCUGAGCCUGAGCGCCCCUAUAGUAAAGGAACAGGCCAAAGGGUCAAUGCAGGAUGUUUCGAAGAAUUCUGUGGGACACACCAACACCACUAGUGAAACCGAGCUACACAUAGAGAGUCAGGCUCCAUUGCAUUUACAGAAUGUGAGUCAGGUGGCACCCACGUCUUUACCCACAUCUUCUCUGCUUCUCUCAAGCCUACAGUCUUUGGGUCCUUUGGCAAAUGUUCCGGAGAUUUUUCAGAGCCUGGAGGCUUCAGGAAGUAAAUCUGCGGAUGUCUCUUCAGAAGCAAGGUUGACACCACCAGAGGGAGAACCUGAGCUUCCCUUUCAGGAUGAAGAACAUGCAGACCCUGGCCAGACGGGUCCUCCCAUUGCUGAAAAGACAGACAAAGCAAACUCUGCUGAAGUGCAGCAUGACGAACCAGUAACUGAAAGCAGUAAAGAACAGACCCAUGAGAAUGACAAGUGGGAAGAGCUGGUCUCUGCGAUUGUGGCUGCUGACCACUCACUGGCUGAUGUCCUUGAACCCUUGUCCAGCAGGAAGACCACAUUGAGCCUCAUGGAGCAGCUCUUAUCAGAGGACACAUUGCUGAUGGAGGAGUAUUACAAACGCAAGCAGAUGCAACAGCAGGCAAUGCACAAUAAUGGAGAGAUGGACCACCCAGGCUGCAUGACCUUUAACCCACCAGAGAAGCCUCAAAGCCUAGCUGGGGAGAGAACAGUACUUCAGAGUAAUCUUACCAGUUGUGAUGAUUCCAGUGAACUGAUGGCGAAGAAGAAUGAAUUGCUCAGAUAUAUUCGUUGCCAGAUGCAGUUACUGGAGGGACGAAGGUUGGCAUUGGCAGAGGACCUUACAUUGAAUUGCUCACUUGGCCGCUCAGUGGAGGCCAACCUCCAGGAACAUUGCACGGCCGGUGAAUUUGAGCGCUACACACUGUUCGUUGGUGACCUGGAGCGGGUGGUGAGCCUGCUGCUCUGCUUAUCUGCUCGCUUGGCACGGGUGAAGAAUGCCCUCAGCAAAGUCAACUCAGAUACAGAUGCAGAAGAGCAGCAAUCCUUGAACGAAAGGCACAAACUUCUCUGCAGACAACGGGAUGAUGCCAAGGAUCUGAGGGAUAAUCUUGACCGGAGAGAGAGGGUAAUUUUGGAAAUUCUCUCAAAGUAUCUGGACGAGCAGCAGCUCCAGGACUUCAAGCGUUUUGUUAGGGUGAAGGCCUCCUUGUUAAUAGAACAAAAGGACAUCGACGAGCGGACUCGUGUGUUGGAGGAGCAACUGCAGUGCCUGGAGGGUCAGAUACCUGUGUGAAAGCAGUCAGUCGAGAGGGAGGACUCCAGGGUGCCACUGUCCUUUCCUUGGAUUGGCAGGAGUUUGAGAAGCUGGUGGGCCUGCCUUAGAUGGAUGUUUUGGAAAGCUGCAUGGAGGCGAUCUUCACUUGUCAACUUUUUAAUUUCAUAUGCUGCCUUCUUGACUUUUUCACAAAGCAAGUGUGACUUGUAAUUUUCCACGGAGAAGAUUGUGCAUUUUUAUUCUGUAUUAGUACUGUACAUGUAUGUAAUACAAUACACUGAGCCACUUCACGUGCAAUUAAAUCCUGAAGAUGGGCACUUUUUACCAGCAGGACCCUGUUGAAGGCCUUUAUGCUGACCGCUACACUACAUCGAGGUUACUUUCCAGCAAUGUUGAACUCAAUUAAUCAGAUCUCACUAGGAAAUUCAAGACGUGGCACCAAUGUAGUCACCCUUGAGGCUUCAUUACUUGUUACAAAGCUUUCUUGGUUGUGCUGUGAAGUAUUUGGAGUAUAAACGUGCUGCAUGAGGCCUAAAUUCAAAGACAAAUGCAGGUGAAAGCAGACAGAAGCCUGACUGAAUGUUGCCUGCAGAGGCAAAUGUUAACAUUUCUGAAAAACCAAGAAAAAAAAACAUUGCUUUAGAAAGAGGCCAGCACCACAACUGUGAGAGUGCCCCCCCAUUUCGAAGUCCUUCUAAACCCCUCUCCACGUUUUCAAACACAGGAUGGGGGGGGCUGAAUUAGAAACAAAGCCGUGAUUGAUUCUAGAGAACGGUGCACAUCUCCAGCUGGGUGAUGCUCAACAAAAGAGCUGCUUGUAAACCACUACGAGUAUUCACGGCAGGCCUCUCUCGCUCUUUCCUUCUUAAUGGAGAAAAUCCUAAACACAACACACUUGAGUGGUUUUUACACAAAGGUCUGCAUAUACUGUAUGUUGUGUAGUAUUACUUAAGUUACAGUCCUGCAUAUCAUGAGGCCUCACAACAUAACGUAUGUCUUUCUUUUUAAUUUAUUCCUUUUGACUUAUAAAUGUGCUUGCUUUUGUAUCAUGGUUGCUGUUUUCAAAGUGUUAACGUUUUUGGAGGGGUCCGAUUGUGCAAUGUACUCGUUCAAAACAAAUUCAGGUUCUGAAGAAGCAAGGUCUCAGCUGAGAUUUGCUGCUAUUUAUGUCUUGUGUCGCGGGUCGUGCUUUGGCACCUCUCAACUCAUCACUGCUUGUUUAUUUGCUUCCAUCGCCUUUAAACCAGGGAGAUAAUCACUGUGGUCUAAUCUGAAGAGGGAUUGUGCUGGCCGGCAGCCUCAUUCGAACUGACAUUUACACACGGAAUGCAUAACCUGCGCCAGUCCUUAGUGUUUAGGACAAGUAGUUAUUUGGUCCACCAGCAGGAUCUCUCACAGGUGGGCUUCUACAUAAGAUAACAAGGGUGCUGGUUGGACAAAUGGCCAAACUGUAUAAUAGGAUUAUAAGCUGUUGCGGAACGAUAGAGUUGGCUCAGAAACACCAGUCAGACAAGCAGGGCAAAUCAGUGGGCUAAAGCCCCCUGAGGUUAGGGCAGGGCUACUCACUUACAGUCCUGGAGGGGUUCAGUGGCUGCAGGUUUUUGCUUUUAACUCAUUUUUUAAUUAGAACAAGUUUAUUUACCAUUAAAUCAAUACUUUAUUUUUGGGCUUGGAUUUAGUUAACCUGCAUGUCAGUGCCCUUAAUUGCUUGUUUUAGUUUCAUUUUAGCUACAUUAAUGUUUGAAUUGUUGCCCGUUUUUUUAACCAGCCAUCACUUUAUAAUGACAAAGGGAGCACCAGCUCUCCAGCUAACAUCUGGGUGUAGGCAGCUUGAAGUUAAUAAAAUGUUUGGAAAUAAAUGAGGGAGAAGAAGAGGACGAAGAGUUACAAAUCUGAUCCAGACCACGAAACAUAUGGAUAAUAAAAAAAUCUACAGUGUGAUAAAGAUAGGUGUUAGAAAAAUGAAAGCAAUAACAAGGCACAUAAUUAAAUAGCAAGUUUUAUUAGCUGCUAGGCCUGACUCCUCACUCCAUGGCGAAACUGGCUGGUGCGAAAACUUGCAGCCGCUUCAGCCGUGUGGGACCCUAAUUUAAGGCACCUUGUCUAGGUUGUGCAGCAGUGGUGUCAGGAGUUGGGGGGCAGAUUUUUUUUUUUUUUGGGAAUGUACAAGAAUAACAGCACUAAGUCUCUGAUAAUUGCAUGAAAGCCCAAGACCCCAAAUCUCCAUCCCCAGUCUUUGAUUUUUAUAGAAUAAGACUGUGCACAAAAAUCACAAAGGGGGCUAAGACCCUGAUAUCUGUAACUCCUUGGCGUACACCAGUCCAGGGUCAGGUGCGUCAAAGAAACGAGGCAUGCUGGUGACUUCAUGCAUCCGACUCAGACCGACAGAGAGUGUUAAGACAGCAAGUGCAAAUUGUCGGCCCUCCACACUGAACUCCGUGGUUUCAUUUCAAACUUUUGCCCGGUGGACUACAGAAUGUAAGAAAAAGGCAGGGAGUUUCUGCACAAAAAUAAAUAAAUAAACCAAAGUGUUUAAAUCAUUGUA
Messenger RNA from Erpetoichthys calabaricus (reedfish), 6383 nucleotides. RefSeq names its product shroom family member 1 (gene shroom1). Gene Ontology annotation, cellular component: adherens junction; apical plasma membrane; cortical actin cytoskeleton. The transcript is spliced from 9 exons. Gene Ontology annotation, biological process: actin filament organization. Lineage: Eukaryota; Metazoa; Chordata; Cladistia; Polypteriformes; Polypteridae. The record is from RefSeq and is a predicted model, not a curated record. Gene Ontology annotation, molecular function: actin filament binding. Bases 296 to 3856 code for a protein of 1186 amino acids.